Cucurbitaria berberidis CBS 394.84 is the source of this 1839-nucleotide messenger RNA. Its product is annotated as replication protein-like protein A 70 kDa DNA-binding subunit. Gene Ontology annotation, cellular component: nucleus. Lineage: Eukaryota; Fungi; Ascomycota; Dothideomycetes; Pleosporales; Cucurbitariaceae. The coding region runs from base 1 to 1839 and encodes 612 amino acids. Gene Ontology annotation, biological process: DNA repair; DNA replication; DNA recombination. The transcript has 5 exons. The record is from RefSeq and is a predicted model, not a curated record. Gene Ontology annotation, molecular function: DNA binding.
AUGGCAGAACAUGCGAUUACACAAGGCGCCAUCAGGAGCAUCUUUGAACCCAAUGGCUGCUUCGUGGAGCACCCAGUUCUACAAUGCGUGCAGAUCAAGACGAUGGAGCCCAAGGCGGGCGAGGCGAACCCAGUGCAGCGUUUUCGUGUCGUCCUCAGCGACAUUCGCAACUUUGUGCAGACCAUGAUUGCGACGACUGCCAAUGAAAUCGUCACCUCCGGACAGCUCAAGAAGGGCUCAAUAGUACGGCUCUUGAAGUACAAUCCCCAGCGCGUGAAAGACAAAAACAUCCUCAUCAUCAUGGAUCUCGAAGUCCUUGCGCAAUACGGCGAACUCGAGAAGAUUGGACAGCCCGAAGCCUUGUCAGAUACGAAGGCGGAACCGCAGCCUGCCGCCAUCUCAGGCAACAACUUUUACGGUUCAAAACCGGCACCCGCGCCACAGCUACAGCAGCGGUCGCUGCCUGUUCACCAGAGCAACCCUGACACAUCUUCACACCCACAUCUGUAUCCUAUUGAGUCUUUAUCUCCAUACGCGCACAAGUGGACAAUUCGCGCACGAUGCACCAGCAAGAGCGACAUGAAGGAAUGGCACAACCAAAAAGGAACUGGCAAACUCUUCAGCGUCAAUCUGCUGGAUGACACUGGCGAAAUCCGGGCGACGGCUUUUACUGAAGUUGCCGACAAGCUCUAUCCCAUCUUCGAAGAAGGCGUGGUGUACUAUAUCUCGGCACCGUGCAAAGUUACAUUCGCGAAGAAGCAAUUCUCGAAUCUACCCAACGACUAUGAGCUACAGUUCGAACGAGACACAGAGGUUGAGAAGGCAACAGACCAAGAUAACAAGCCGCAAAUUCGGUUCAAUUUUACCAAGAUUGGUGAUCUGAAUUCAGUAGAGAAGGACACGACAAUCGAUACCGUCGGUGUUUUGAAAGAAGUUGCCGAGGUCACCACAAUUACUUCGAAGAAUACCAACAAGGACUUCAGCAAGCGGGAGUUGACACUGGCGGAUGACAGUCAAACUUCGGUACGACUUACCGUCUGGGGCAAGACAGCAGAAGGUUUCGACGCACCGCUGGAGUCGAUUAUUGCAUUCAAGGGCGUCAAGGUAUCCGAUUUCGGUGGACGCAGCCUUAGUCUUCUGAGCUCAGGCUCCAUGAUGGUCGAUCCGGACAUUGACGAGGCGCACAAGCUGCGAGGAUGGUUUAACGCUGUCGGUCAGAACGCUACAUUUUCUACCCAUCAAAAUAUGGCAACAAGCUCUGGUGGCGCCAAGAACGAUGCAAAGAUCAUCUCUCAAAUCAUCGAAGAAGAAAGCUACCUCCAAGACACGCCUUCAUACAUGAGCAUCAGGGCGUCCGUUUUAUUUGUCAAGAACUCCACCUUCGCAUACCCGGCAUGCUCAACGGCAGGCUGUAACAAGAAAGUCAUAGAAGACAACCCCGGCUCGUGGUGGUGUGAGAAGUGCCAGACCAGCUUCCCUGAGCCCAACUAUCGUUAUGUGUUGAGCAUCAACGUGGCGGACCACACUGGCACGCUCUACCUCAGCUGCUUCGAUGAGGCUGGACAAGCGAUCGUCGGCAUGUCAGCCAACGACGCAAUGAAGAUCAAGAUGGACGAUGACGAAAAUGGCACGCAAAACAUCUCUACUGUCAUGCAAGAUGCUACCUGCAAGACGUUCAACUUCAGGGUGCGGGCGAAGAUGGAGACAUACCAAGAUCAACCUAAGCCUCGAUAUCAAGUUCUGAAUAUGUACCCGCUUAAUUAUGCGCAAGAAGCCAACAAACUUGCUCAGCUCAUCAAACAGUACGACAUCAGCGAGGACAGCUUGUUCGUGAACUAG